AUGACUAGGUUUGCAAAUGCCUACUGGUCGCCUGAUUACAGGUCAGGCAUUGAGCUGCUUUCACAACAGCUGCUUGAUUCCUUAGACCAGCUCCAUGAGCUCAGAAAGUUCAUAUUCAAUUACAUGAACUAUCAUCACUCCAAUAGCGGUUAUAUGGCCAAACUAGCCAGGGAGAGUCUCCCGCUUGAUAGUUCUUUUCGUUCUGAAAGGAAUGAGAGACGUAUUAUAAGUGGUUCACAGAGAUCAACCUCAGAGCUGAAGCCAAAAGAAUUCGAUGUGAGGCAUGUUUUCAAGGAGUUCGUUGAUCGAACGGCUUUAGAGCUGCAAAUGCAGCUCAAUUUGGCAUCAGAGAUUGAGUCAGAGGUGCUUGGAAAGAUUACUGGAUUCAUUAAACUACAUGAGCCUCAGAUCAAAACAACACUUGAUCGUUUCGAUGAACUCCUAGAUGACUAUGAUGAUUCACGACAAAAGAUGGAACGAACAAAGCGCAAAUACGACGAAUUGGUAAGACUAGGUGAACUUGAAGGUCAUGACCACAGAAUUGAGCAUGAUCCCGAUGAGUCCUACGGAACACUUCCAGGAACCCCAGAAAAGCCAAAGCAUGUGUAUGAGUCGGAGGAGGAAGGUGAGAGAGAAGAUGGACUCAAGUUUGAGUCCAAAGAUAAGUUGCAAUCAUUCUUGGCGAAAGCCAUUGCCACCAUCACGACAGUCAAGCGCAAGAUCCCAUUUCCUGGUUACAGAAACGAGAUUUUCAGCAGUGACCAAUUGUGUAAUUACCUCAAGACCCACAGACCGCAUGGAUUCAACCCAACCAGAUCAAGUCUAGAAAAACUAGGGCAGAGCUUGAUUGAUAAGAAGAUCAUUCUAGGGAGUGGCUUGUUCUCACAGAAGUUUAAGAGUGAAGGCAUGUGGUUUGAAUGGUCACAAGAAGCUGUGAAUACUGCUGAAUCUAGAGGAUAUGUUUCAUCGUCUUCUUCCACCGUCACACUGCCUACUGCUCAAGCCUUUUCUCAUCUAGGCAUAGAAGAAUCCUCAAGAAAAGUCAAUGAGGUAGCGGGCUCAACCUCGAAGCGUUUCAAUAUGAUGUUCAAAAAUGUCAAGUCUUCACUCAUGAAACCAAAAUACUCAGAAGAAGCUAUCCAUGAGCUUGAGGAAGAAUACAACGAGGCAUAUGAGGAUGUCCAAAAAAUCAAACAUCUUCUCGAUAUGGAGAUUUUCAACAAAUCACAGAUUUUUGAAAAGUUUGAAAUGGUGAGAAUAGAAGUUGUCUAUCAAAGUCUUACGAAACUUCUGGAGGUGCUUUACAGACAUUCUUCUCAGGCAACCUCCUCACUCCACGACUUCACGUCAAAUUUUAUUGAGAACCUCAACAAGCCAGUCAAUUACGAAAGAGAUCUUCGUGAUCUUCUCCACAACAACAGCACUGGAAUCUACUUCCCUGCGAUCGUGCUGCCUCACCAGGGCAAGGAGCAUUUCGAUCCCAGUCUACUCAACAUCAGCUUUCAAAAUAUCAAAUUCACCUUCAACUUAUACAAAGACAUACCGCUUCAGGUGAAGAACGCUGAUGUGGAAAAGGACACUCUCUUGAGCACCCGCUCACUUCCACUACUUCUCAAGAGUUUAGUCGAGGCUACAUUGUUGGCUGAAAAAUCGGAAAUGCAAGACUUAUGGCUAGCCCCGAUAGAUCACCAAGAGUACUGGCUGUUGAAGCACGAGGCUAUAGAACUCAUUCAAAAGUUCGAGCCAACUGAUGAUCUUAAUAUCCAAGAUGAAAAGGCAGUUGAAGUUGCAAUUGUACAGAAAGUGGUGAAACAUCUUUCGAAGUCUAAAACGAAGCGGAUCUUGAAUUUCUUGAAGAAUUGGCUUCUAGAGACCAGCGACUCUGUGAUUCCUUGCACAGUGUACGACUCAUUGCUCAACUCACAGAAGGAUUCCGAAGACAACAUUACAGAUGUUAUAAAAACCUUAUCAUCAAUCCCAAGGAGUAAUCUCUGCUCUUUGCUUUUCAUACUAGAGAGCAUUUCAUUCAUUUUCGAACUCCAGACCAUUGAUGAAUACGGCCUGAGUGAUGAUAUAACUGAGUCGGAACGGGAGGACGAGGACUUGAUGCCACAAGUCGAGAAACUAAAUUCCAUGGACAGCAUAGGAUCGGUACCCUUCCUUCACCUCAUUUUCCGCCCCUCAGUUGUCAAGAACGCAAGUGGCUUCAAACCACCCCAGAAGGCCUACAAUGCCCUUCUACGCACCUUGCUCAAUGUUAACGUCAGGGAGAAGCUCUGCAUUGCCCUAAUAACCAACGAGAAAAACUUUUUGGAACGAACCAAACGUCAAGAGCAGAAUCUUGGGAUAAAUAGGCGGAUUGUCUCCAGUGAGACUACUACUACUACUACUACGCCCGAUGUUCCGAAAAUCGAAAAAGAUACCACCCAUCUGGAUAAGGCUGUUUCGUCUCCAGUACCAAAGAACCCUAAUCAACUUUCGGGGGACCAAUUUUCGCUUAGGCCGUUCAGGACUGGAACCACACCACAAAGCGACAGAGCGACCAAGGAACAGAAGUGA
Molecule: messenger RNA, 2559 nt
Organism: Candidozyma duobushaemuli
Lineage: Eukaryota; Fungi; Ascomycota; Pichiomycetes; Serinales; Metschnikowiaceae
Exons: 3
Coding region: 1-2559 (852 amino acids)
Source: RefSeq, a predicted model, not a curated record